Hirundo rustica (Barn swallow) is the source of this 1826-nucleotide messenger RNA. It is a transcript of the gene MMP28, whose product is annotated as matrix metallopeptidase 28. The coding region runs from base 1 to 1815 and encodes 604 amino acids. Gene Ontology annotation, biological process: proteolysis; collagen catabolic process; extracellular matrix organization. The transcript is spliced from 8 exons. The record is from RefSeq and is a predicted model, not a curated record. NCBI's taxonomy places the organism in Eukaryota, Metazoa, Chordata, Aves, Passeriformes, Hirundinidae. Gene Ontology annotation, cellular component: extracellular matrix. Gene Ontology annotation, molecular function: metalloendopeptidase activity; zinc ion binding.
AUGCUCCCGGGGGACGGGGACAGGGCACAGGGCACGCACGGGGCCAUUCCCCCGGUGGUGGCACGGGGGGGCCCUGAGCACGGACAGCCCCUCCGCUCGGUACUGCCGGCGGAGCCCGGCCCUCGGCCGGGGCUGGGGCUGGAGCUGGGGCUGGGGCCGCCCCCGAGGCCGGGGCCGGGGCGGGGAGAGGCGGCUGGGGCGGCGGCGCCCGGCGCCGAGCGCAGCGGAGCGGAGCGGGGAUGGCAGGACCGCUGCGGGCCGCCCUGGCGCUGGGGCUGCUGGCGGCUGCACGGCCCGCACCGGCCGCGGGGCAGCGGCGGCAGGCAGAGCGCCGUUUGCCGUCUCAUCUCCCUGUUUCCACCUUCCCAAGCCAACACCUGCUCUGAGCUGCGCCUUUCCCAUUAUUUCUCGCAGCUCUUCCUGGAGAAAUACGGCUACUUCAGCGAGCCCGGCACACACAGCCCGGCCGAGUUCACCGAGGCGCUGAGGGAUUUCCAGCGGGUGACCCACCUCCCGCUCAGCGGGGUGCUGGAUGCCCCCACCCUCCAUCAGAUGGCUCUGCCGAGGUGCGGCACCCACGACGGGCACAGCCGGGCAUCGCCCUCCCGGCGCCGCAGGCGCACGGCGCAGCACGGCGGGCGCUGGUACAAGCGGCACCUGACGUACCGCGUGGUGAACUGGCCGUCCUACCUGCCGCAGCACGAGGUGCGCCUGGCCGUCAGAGCCGCCUUCGAGCUCUGGAGCAACGUGUCCUCGCUGCUCUUCUGGGAGGCGCAGGACGGCCCCGCUGACAUCCGCCUCACCUUCUUCCACGGCGACCACAACGAUGGACUCGACAACGCCUUCGAUGGGCCAGGAGGUGCCCUGGCUCACGCCUUCUUCCCCCGGCGAGGAGAAGCCCACUUCGACAGCGCCGAGCGCUGGUCCCUGCACAGCGGCAAAGGGCGCAACCUCUUCAUCGUGGUGGCCCACGAGGUCGGGCACACGCUGGGGCUGCAGCACUCCCCCGUCAAGAGCGCCCUGAUGUCUCCCUACUACAAGAAGCUCAGCAAGGAUUUUGUCCUCAGCUGGGAUGACAUCUUGGCAGUCCAGAACUUGUACGGAAAGCCCUCCAAGGGCUCGGCCAUCCAGCUGCCAGGAAAGGUCUUCACUCACUUCCAGGACUGGAACACGGACCUUUACAGCAGGGACCGACAGCAGAGGAGCCUCAGCACCUACUACUGCCACUCCUUCUUCGAUGCCAUAACAGCCGACGGGGAUCACAACCUCUACAUCUUCAAGGGCAGCCACUACUGGGUGGUGUCAGCGAGCGGCAACGCCAGCGAGCCGCGGCCGCUGCAGCCGCGCUGGCCCGGCCUCCCCGCCGGCAUCGACGCCUGCGCCUGGUCCCAGCUCAGCGGGAAGUUCUACUUCUUCAAAGGCGGGCGAUGCUGGCGCUACGCGGGCUCCAAGCUGGAGGCAGGAUUUCCCCGAAAGUGCAGCGCCCUGGGGCUCCCUCGGCACCCGGACACGGCGCUCUACUUCCAGCAGCUCCGGCGGCUCGUCCUCUUCAAAGGCCCCAAGUACUUCGUGGUGGGCGAGGAGCCGCUGGGCGUGGAGCCCUACUACCCCCGCAGCCUGCGGGACUGGGCAGGGCUGCCCCCGGGCACGGCCGGGGCUCUCACCCACCGCCACGGCUCCGUCUUCUUCUUCCGCGACCACCGCUACUGGGAAUUCGACCCGGAGGAGCUGCGGGUGGUGGCCACGGGCGACUGGGCCACGCAGCUGGCCUGGAUGGGCUGCUGGGAUGGUGACAGAGAGCAGGUGCUGCUCUGAGCACGGCCUGG